ACUCAUUAAUGCAGUCAGUCAGUGAACCAGCUCGCUCCUCGCCUCCACCCUCACCCACACACGGCUCUCCAUACCCGGACGCGCCGCCGUCAAUGCGGGCUGCUUGGCGCACUGGCAGCGGCCGUGGGCGUCCCGUCUGCCGCCCAACAAACCCCGCACUCGGUCUUUUCCUGAGAGGAUAAACGGACCGAGGAAGGAGGAGGAAAGAGAGACUUUGUUUUCCUUCCGUGCCGCGUGGAGGACUUGAUGAGUCAAUGGCAGGGGCUCAGCCUGGAGUCCACGCGCUGCAGCUCAAGCCGGUGUCCGUGCCUGAGAGCCUCAGACGGGGUAACAAAUUCAUGAAAUGGGACGAUGAUUCAACCACUGUGAGCCCUGUGACACUCACCGUUGACCCCAAAGGCUACUUCCUGUAUUGGACGGACCAGAACAAGGAGACAGACUUACUGGACAUAGCCUACAUAAAAGACGCCCGCAAUGGAAAAUGCACCAAAACGCCAAAGGAGGCCAAGCUGCGCGAGCUGCUGGACGUCAGCACGCUGGCGGGCAAGAUGGAGAACAGGAUGCUGACGGUGGUGAGCGGCACUGACAUGGUCAACAUCACCUACCUGAACUUCAUGGCCUUCCAGGAGGAGACGGCCAAGGAAUGGGCGGAGGAGCUCUUUAGUUUAGCGUCCAACCUCCUGGUGCAGAACAUGUCCAGAGAGGCCUGCCUGGACAAAGCAUACACGCGACUCAAGCUGCAGCUCAACCCUGACGGCCGCAUCCCCGUCAAGAACAUCUUCAGGGUAUUCUCGUCCGACAGAAAGCGAGUGGAGACGGCGUUGGAAAACUGCAACCUCCCCUCUGGCAGAAACGACUCUAUCCCCCAAGAGGACUUCACCCCGGAGGUCUACAAUCUGUUCCUUUGCAACAUCUGUCCGAGGCCCGAGCUGGACCACAUCUUCUGUGACGUAGGGGCCAAGUGUCGUCCAUUUCUGACCGUGGAGCAGAUGACGGAGUUCAUCAACAGCAAGCAGCGAGACCCCCGGCUCAACGAGAUUCUGUACCCGCCCCUCAAACCGGAGCAGGUCCAGCUGCUGGUGGACAAAUAUGAACCCAGUGGGACGUUGGCCCAAAAUGGUCAAAUCUCCGUGGAGGGCUUCGCCCGCUACUUGAACGGCGAAGAGAACAGCAUCAUUCCUCCAGAGAAGCUGGACCAGAGCGAAGACAUGACCUUUCCCCUUUCCCACUAUUUCAUCAACUCCUCGCACAACACUUACCUCACAGCCGGACAGCUGGCGGGGAACUCAUCGGUGGAGAUGUACAAGCAGGUGCUGCUGUCCGGGUGUCGCUGCAUCGAACUGGACUGCUGGAAGGGUCGCACCACGGAAGAGGAGCCUGUCAUCACCCACGGCUUCACCAUGACCACAGAGGUCUCCUUCAAGGAGGUGAUCGAGGCCAUUGCCGAGUGCGCCUUCAAGACCUCGCCAUUUCCCAUCAUCCUGUCUUUCGAGAACCACGUGGACUCACCCAAGCAGCAGGCCAAGAUGGCUGAGUACUGCCGCUCAAUAUUUGGAGACGCUCUGUUGACAGAACCUCUGGAUAAAUACCCCCUGGAGUCUGGUGUGCCACUGCCCAGCCCCAUGGAGCUGAUGGGGAAGAUCCUGGUGAAGAACAAGAAGAAGCACCACAAGGCGUCUUCUGACGGGAGCACCAAGAAGAAACUGUCAGAGCAGGUGUCCAACACCUACAGCGACUCGUCCAGCGUGUGCGAGCCGUCCUCGCCCAGCGCUGGUUCAACCAAGGAGGACAUGACAGAUUCCUCCCAACCAGCAGAGGGCGCUGAGCUUAGCCUGAGGACACAGGGCAGAAAAUCCAUCGGUGAGGUGGAGGCAGAAAGCGAGGAUGAAGAUGACGAUGAUGAUGACUGCAAAAAAGGAUCCAUGGACGAGGGCACGGCGGGCAGUGAGGCAUUCGCCACAGAAGAAAUGUCCAACCUCGUCAUCUACAUCCAGCCCGUCAAGUUUAACAGCUUUGAGGCUUCCAAAAAGACCAGUCGCAGUUACCAGAUGUCUUCUUUUGUGGAGACCAAAGCAUUGGAGCAGCUGACAAAAUCGCCUGUGGAAUUUGUGGAAUACAACAAAUUGCAGCUAAGCAGGAUUUACCCUAAAGGCACCCGGGUGGAUUCGUCAAACUACAACCCUCAGCUCUUCUGGAACGCCGGCUGUCAGCUGGUGGCGCUCAACUUCCAGACCAUCGAUCUGUCCAUGCAGCUCAACCUGGGCAUGUAUGAGUACAACGGCAAGAGCGGAUUUCGUCUCAAACCGGAGUUCAUGAGGCGGCCGGACAAGCACUUUGAUCCGUUCACCGAGAACACUGUCGACGGAAUUGUAGCAAACACGCUCUCUGUGAAAAUCAUCUCGGGUCAGUUCCUCUCCGAUAAGAAAGUGGGCACCUACGUAGAGAUUGACAUGUUCGGACUGCCCGUGGACACCAAGAGGAAGGCCUUCAAAACCAAAACGUCUCAGAGCAACGGCGUCAACCCCGUCUGGGAGGAGGAGGCCAUCGUCUUCAAGAAGGUGGUCCUCCCCACGCUGGCGUCUUUGAGGAUCGCCGUGUUCGAAGAGGGAGGAAAGUUCAUCGGACACCGACUCAUCCCUGUGUCGGCCAUUCGUCCAGGCUACCAUUACGUCAACCUAAGGAAUGAGAAGAACCAGUCGCUCACGUUGCCCGCACUCUUCGUCUACGUGGAAGUCAAAGAUUACGUCCCGGACACAUUUGCAGACGUCAUUGAGGCUUUGUCCAACCCCAUCCGCUACGUCAACCUGAUGGAGCAGAGAGCCAAUCAGCUGGCGGCGCUCACCCUGGAGGAGGGCGGAGACGAGGAGGCCGACAAAGAGGUGGAGGCUGGCAGCGACCCCCCGUUAGACUCUAAGGUGGACCUGAGAGUUGUGUUGCCUGCAGAGAACGGACUGAGCCUCAUCCCCAUUGCCCCCAAACCCCCGUCGCUGGUCGGCCAUCAGCCUCAAUCUGCAGGCUCUCUCAAACCUGCAGUGAAGACGGAGGACAUCAUCCAGAGCGUGCUCACAGAACUGGAAGCUCAGACUGUGGAGGAGCUGAAGCAGCAGAAAGGCUUUGUGCGUGAGCAGCGAAAGCAGUACAAGGAGAUGAAGGAGCUAGUGCGCAAACAUCACCGCAAGACCGGCGAGCUUAUUAAGGAGCACACGACCCGCACCUCCGAGCUCCAGAGCCAGCACCAGCGCCGCCGCUCGGCCCUGCAGAAGAGCCACAAACGAGAUGGUAAGAAAAGCCGGUCAGAGCAGUCGUUGUCCGCGCUGGACCAGGAGCUGAGCGAGCUGGACCAGGACUGCAGCCUGCGUGUGUCGGAGUUGAAGGAGCAGCAGCAGCAGCAGCUCCUCACGCUGCGCCAGGAGCAGUACUACAGCGAGAAGUACCAGAAGAGGGAACACAUUAAGCAGCUAGUAGAGAAACUGACCGCCCUCGCCGAGGAGUGCCAGAGUGCACAGCUCAAGAAGCUGAGGGACAUCUGCGAAAAGGAGAAGAAGGACCUGAAGAAGAAAAUGGACAAGAAGAGACAGGAGAAGAUCAGUGAAGCCAAGUCCAAAGACAAGAACAUCACAGAGGAAGAGAAGCUGGAGAUAAACAGAUCAUUUGUCAAUGAGGUGGUGCAGUACAUAAAACGGCUGGAGGACGCCCAGAGUAAGCGCCAGGAGCGUCUGCAGGAGAAACAUAAGGACAUCCGCCAGCAGAUUUUGGACGAAAGGCCAAAACUGCAGAGCGAUCUGGACCAGGAGUACCAGGACAAGUUCCGUCGACUUCCGGUGGAGAUCCAAGAGUUUGUCCAGGACAGCGGCAAGGCCAAGCUGGGUGAAGACAAUCUCCGUGGCAACCUGAUGUCCUCCUCCUCGACGGUGGAGAGGCUCAACCACAAGGCGUCGCAGUCAGAGGACGACACCGAGGACGGCUCGCUAGAGCGCGUCUACGACACGCCGCUUUAGUCUAGUUGGACAUCUUUGCGAGGACUUGAUCUGCUACCGGUGAGUAGCAGGGGUCUUUUAGGGUUCAUAAAACCUUUUGUGUGUUUGUCACCUGUGUGUUACCAGGCAUUAACUAUUUGACGCAACUAACUUACUUGAACUAUUGCACAUGUUCAUGUUGUCUACUCAUGAUGACGGUCAUAAUGGUCAUGAUGAUCAUGAUAGUCGUCACAGUUAUAAUGGUCAUGGUGGUUACGAUGGUUAUGAUAGUCAUGGUGGAGCACAGAAAGAAACAUAUGUCACUUGACUGCACUGAUUGCUCACUUCCAGCAACUGCUGGGUUCUUAAGUUUGUUUUCACAAGGACAAAGCUGCUAUUUUUUUACAAACAUCAACAUGUAAUUCUCUGCCACAUUUAUGCAUGGUGAUGUUCUAUUUUUUACGUAGUUUUCCCUUCAAUUGAUGUCAUUUUGGGCAGUUUUUUAGCCCGACACAGUCAUGUAAAGUACUGCAUGUACUUCAACUGUAGAUGCAGUAUUGCAGUAGCCCAGUAGCUGCUUCUUUCACUCCUGUGAAGCCACGAAUGCUGUUUAACGUGAUUUAAGUGUUAAAGUUCCCAUAUUAAGCAAUUUUUUUAUAAUGUUUUAACAGAAAUAUGUAUCCAUUAGGCCUGUUCAUGAGCAGCAAACCUGAGAAAAAUAUAUCAUUUAUUAUCACCAGGUACUCAAACACUCCCUUUUACUGUAAAGUUGCGACUUUUCAUGAACAAAAACUCAUCCAGACUUUGUUACAUUUCUUAAAAUGAAGCCGGAUGCUCUGACAACUAUCUAUUAGUCAGCUUCUUCAACGAGUAUGCUAACCUAGCAUGGUGUUGCUGUUAAAAUGUGAUUGUAAUGAUACUGUAGCUAUGCUCGUGUUGCUAAUGUUUGUCUGUGCCUGUGCCCUGAUCCAUUUUUUUAUUGUUACAUUGUUGUGUGUCAUAUAUGGCAUCUACGGUAGUAACUCAGGAUACGAGUGCCCAAGCUUACAAGCUUUUGGAAGUUACAAGCUAUCUCCCAGCUAAUUGUUAGGCUUAAGGUUACGAGAAAAAAAAAAUUGUGUUACGAGCCUCCCCACCAUCACAGUGAACACCGUAAGAUCUGACCAAAACAUCUGGUCUUACUCGCUAGCAUUAGCUUAAAGCGAGAGAUGGACAUAACUUUGUUUUUCCAGUCAUGGGAAGGAAGAAAGUGAGUGUAAAGAAUAGUGCUGAGAAUAAGAAGUGGAUGAUAUUUAUUAAUUUUUAUUAAAAUAAAUAAUCAAAAAACAAGACAGAGUGUGUAUCUAACUUGGUGAAGCAGUUGAAGCGUAGCACUGCUCGUCUGCGGCAUACUGAAGCAGAAUAAGCUAAGUAUGUUAAAAUUAUAUUUGAACGUAAGUCUCCUCUGGCCAUGAAAAUAUGGAGAAGCUGCUAAUGGUGUAGUGACGGAAAAGCAGCUAGAAGGAGUCGACUCUCCAAGGCAAAUGCUUCUAAUCUAGUCUAGCUCUAAGAUCGGUAGGUCGUGAGUUCAAACCCCGGCCGAGUCAUACCAAAGACUAUAAAAAUGGGACCCAUUACCUCCCUGCUUGGCACUCAGCAUCAAGGGUUGGAAUUGGGGGUUAAAUCGACACGGCCACCGCUGCUGCUCACUGCUCCCCUCACCUCCCAGGGGUGGAACAAUGGGACAGGUCAAAUGCAGAGGAUAAUUUCACCACACCUAGUGUGUGUGUGACUAUCAGUGGUACUUUAACUUUAACUUCAUAAAACUACUGUCGUUGUUUGUACUACAUUCUAUAGUAUUGUUUUUCAUAUAAUAUUUCUUAACUAAAAGUUUGUUUUUCUUUUUAAAGGUCAUGUUACAGGUUGAAAUUGUGCUGUUUUGUGUGGGGGGGGGGGCAACUUUAAUUAAUUUCAAGAGUGACGCUGUUUCAAGUUUUUCGAGGUACGAGCUGCGUCCCAAAACACGUAUCCUGAGUCACCACCACUGUAAUACAAAUGCAAAGUUACAGUGUGAAUGUAAAACUACUUUUAAACUGUGUAAAUUCCAGCAUCAAGGCUAGAUUUUGGACAACAAACUUCAAAUACACUUUUGUGGGACCCCUUGUUAAAACACUAGUAAUAUGAGACCGUUAACACAACUUUUCAAGCAAGUAUAUAUCUUUGUGUAAGUACAAAAAUACAUUUUAUUUUUACUUUACUACACAACUGUACAAAAGGUAGGGCACUAAAUAUCAUUUGAAACUGGACCAGUGGCGAUUUUAUAUGAAAGAAAUAGUUACUGUAUACUGUAGGGGUCAUCACUUGCGACUGCCAUGACGGACAGGGACGAUGACACUUUGAAUUGUAUUUUCAUUUAUGAAGACCACUAAUAACUCUACUACUACUGCUGUUUUUAUGUGUGUUGUUUAAUGUUGCACCACCCUGUCACGCUACACCACUGUGACCGCCAACUGCUUCUACAGGGAAGAAAAAAAACCUUCACGAUUGACUAUAAAAACAUCAUGAUUGAUCCAAUAUUUGAACUAUCUGGCUGGCGCACAGACAUGAAUCAACAGAAUGGCCGUUAUUUUUCUUCCUGCUCAUGUCACAUGACUGCCAGGCCACUUGUUGCUAGGCAGACAUCAUAACCUCGUUGUUAACUGCCUUUUUGACCAAUCACAAAACACAAAAGGGAAGUCACGUCCACUCGGCUGUUUAUGAGACGACCAAAAUAAACACAUAAAUCAGACACACCACUGCUCUGUAGUCAAUACAAAAGACACAUUUGCCAAAAUGUCACCGUGUUUCCAUUAUACUCAGACAUAACAAACAAUAAUAAAUGAAAUAAUAAUUUUUUGUAUUGCCUGACGAAAAGACAAAAUCGUGAUGUGUCGUAUGUGCUAAGUGACUUUGGCAUCGCUUUUCCUUGUUUGAUGUAGAAUGAGUGACGUGCAUCCUGAUGUUCAUAAUUAUAUUCCUAUGAUUAUGAAAUGAUGAUGUGGGAUAUUUAACAGGCCGCCACAUGUGCACUUUGGAGUACCACUACUGAGAAAAGAUUGUUGUUAUUUUUUUAAUUUCUGCAUCAUCUUGAACUAUUCGAUUUGAUUAAUCAUCCAGCCAUGUUAGUUUGCACUCUGACGGAUGUGAGGAUAAAACAUAGACAUGGAUCCAAGAGGAAAAUAUCAUAAUGUAAACGGAGAUUUGCUUGUAAGAAAAAUAAACGUGGUUAUUAUUGUAACUUGCAAUUUCUGUAUUCAUUGUUUCGUUUGUUUUUUUUAGCUUCUUCAUUGUCUUUUUUUGUUUUCAGCCAUCAGGUUUGUCCUUUGUGUUCAUGACUUAACCCUAUAUUGAUGUCAGGCUUGCUACUGACAGUUUGGUCAUGUUUUGGUUUUUCUGUGUUUUGGUGUUUUAAUUCCUGUCCAGUGUUAUUUUUAGUUUCUACUUCCUGUGUUUAGAAGCACUUCCUGUCCUUGUGCUCUUGUUUUGUCUGUAUUUCCUGUUUUGAAGCACCUUUACUUUCUGUUCCAUGUCCUGUCAGCACACCUGAUUCUCAUUUAAUUAGUUCCACCUGGGUCCCUCCUUCGGUGCUGGAUCAUUGUACUUUGGAGACUGAUGCUUAGUGUGCUGUUUUUGUUUGUUCCCUGCUUCCCGGACUAUUAAAUUAGUUUUACUUGCAAGCCGUCUGCUAUCUCUGCAUCUUUGGGGUCAGGUCACGCUGCAAGAAACGCUCACCGGAUCGCGACAAUUGAAUUACUUCAAUAUUUCAAGGACGUUCUUGACAAAUUAACAUUUUAUUUACAUUUUGUGAGUGUUUGCAAAGUUGUCCUUGCUCUAAAAGGGGUUAACAAACACGUUCACACAAGAGGAUGUUACACUCGGUGCAAAU
This is a messenger RNA of Nerophis lumbriciformis (worm pipefish), 7860 nucleotides long. It is a transcript of the gene plcb1l, whose product is annotated as phospholipase C beta 1-like. Gene Ontology annotation, biological process: release of sequestered calcium ion into cytosol; phosphatidylinositol-mediated signaling; phosphatidylinositol metabolic process. The record is from RefSeq and is a predicted model, not a curated record. NCBI's taxonomy places the organism in Eukaryota, Metazoa, Chordata, Actinopteri, Syngnathiformes, Syngnathidae. Gene Ontology annotation, cellular component: nuclear speck; cytoplasm. Gene Ontology annotation, molecular function: calmodulin binding; phosphatidylinositol-4,5-bisphosphate phospholipase C activity; calcium ion binding.